This is a messenger RNA of Echinostoma caproni, 351 nucleotides long. The record is from the annotation of a GenBank genome assembly. Lineage: Eukaryota; Metazoa; Platyhelminthes; Trematoda; Plagiorchiida; Echinostomatidae.
AUGGUGGCCUUAACGCCUUUUCUUUUCACAACCGUGACAUCCAGUAAGGAAAUAUUGAGUGCCUCUGGGAACUUUACUUCUGGGGCAGAGGUUUGUCCCGUCCCUGUCUGUGGAGUGCCACCAACCGGCUUAAGUGGUUCCAGUGCAGGAGUCAUCGAUUUCGGUGGGGUGCCGGGCCCCGCAGCCUUUCCCUUGGCCGCCUGUGUUGGAAUAUUAGCGCACACAGCACACCCAUUUCAGGCAUUUGUGCUCAGUGUAGAGGCUGUAGGUCUUGAUAUUGAGUUUGCUGCACUUACGGUGAUAUCAUGUACCACAACAGUCACAGCAGAUGCCCUCGCUUACGCUGACUAG